AACCACGCACAGUCACCAGAGUCACUCCGCUCUCAGGCUUUGGGCUGGUUUCUCACCCGCACCUCCCGGACAUCGCAGAUGAACUGUUUGACGGACCACAAAAGAACAGUUCCUGCACGAGCACCUUUAGCGUGCGUCAAAGACGCCCUACUGUCGGUCUUUGCUCGCUUUCUUCACAGAUACCUUGCUGGUGCUCGUGGAUUACGGGGAAUAGGGAGCAGCCUGUGGGCGCUUAACUCUUUAAAUCAUGGAAUUAUGGAUAAAGUUAAUGUUUUUGUACAGCUGCUGUUUUGGAGCAAGUGCAGACUUCGAUGGCAGGUGGCCUCGACAGAUGGCAUCAUCCAAUGGCCUGUGUCGUUACGGGGCCAGGGUGGACUGCUGCUGGGGAUGGACGCGACAUUCCUGGGGUCACUGCCAGCCUCUCUUCGCCUUAACUCACAGAGUAGUUGGGAGAAGGUGCCAGCCCCAAGCUGUGUGCCAGCCUGCCUGUAAGCAUGGAGACUGUGUGGGACCCAAUAAGUGCAAGUGCCAUCCUGGCUACACCGGCAAGACCUGCAAUCAAGAAGAGGCGCUGGGCUAUUUAACCCCACCAGUGUGGGCCAGUCACCUUCCUAUCUUUGUUCCCGUGGAUCAUCAACCAGUGGGAGUAGUGACGGAGGACCUGAAUGAAUGUGGGCUGAAGCCGAGGCCCUGUAAACACAGGUGCAUGAAUACCUACGGGAGUUACAAGUGCUACUGCUUAAAUGGCUACAUGCUGAUGCCUGAUGGGACCUGUGGAAAUGCUCGCUCUUGCAGUAUGGCCAACUGCCAGUACGGCUGUGAGGUGCUGAAAGGAGAGGUCCGAUGUCAGUGUCCGUCGCCUGGGCUACAGCUGGCUCCGGAUGGAAGAACUUGCGUGGAUGUGGAUGAAUGUGCAGCAGGCAUAGCUGUGUGUCCCAGGUUCAGGAAAUGCAUCAAUACAUUUGGUAGCUACAUUUGCAAGUGCCACGAAGGAUUUGACCUGCAAUACAUCAAUGGAAAAUAUCAGUGCAUAGAUGUGGAUGAGUGCUCUGUAGGUCAGAGCCACUGCAGCAGCUUUGCCACCUGCUACAACACGGCAGGCUCAUACAAGUGCAAAUGCAAAGACGGCUACAGGGGGAUGGGACACGACUGUAAACCUAUUCCAAAGGUGGUUAUUGAUCCCCCGAGACCGGGUAAACUACCUCCAAAUCAUUUCAACUACAUCCCAGAUAAGGAUCACAGGAGGACCACCACUGUCCGCCCACCAGUGACUCCAAAGAAAGUCUUUCCCAUCAUCCCCAAAGUUCCAACCACGACUACAACCAAAGCGCCACUGCCCCCAAGAAGGAUCACCCCAGCUCCACGCAAGCCAGCAGUUCCCACCAGAAAGCCCUUUGUCCCCACCAGAAAGCCAUCAAUACCCACACGCAAACCCUACAUCCCACCAAAGCCAAAAGUUCCCACCAGACAACCCCCACCACCACCACCACCACCACCAGUCACACCCAUAGACAACACCAUCCAGAAGGAGGUCACGAAACAGAGAGGAGAUGUUCACAUCCCUCGAAACCACGACCACAACACUGUCCUCGACACAGACUUUGACAUUGAGCUCGGCAACACAGCAGAUGAAGCCAAGGAUGACCCAGAGUCAGGGUAUCUGAGCUGCUCCUUUGAUGACGGUCUUUGCGGCUGGAUCAGGGACAAAGACGGAGACCUGCAUUGGGAGACGACGCCUGACCCGACUGGUGGACGGUACCUUACAAUUCCCGAAACAGGAAACAAGAGGACUGGGCGAGGGGCUCGGCUGGUACUCCCACUCACCCCACCCUGGAAUGAUGGCAACCUGUGCCUGUCUUUUCGUCAUAAGCUGGCAGGUCACCACGUGGGAAUGCUUCAAGUGUUUGUAAAGAAGGGAAAGCAGUACAGUCCGGCAGUGUGGGGGCGAACAGGUGGUAACGGCUGGAGGCACACUCAAAUCACAUUAUGGGGUACAGGCCUGGAAAGUGUGAUCCUGAAAGGGGAGCGUGGGCGGGGCAGGAAUGGAGAGAUGGCUGUGGACGACAUCACCUUGAGGAAAGGCUCCUGCACAGAGGAGCACAAUCUGAGGAGACUCUGACUGAAAGAACAGAGGGGGACAGAAAAAAAAAAGAAAAAACUGAGGGAAAAUCAUCUCCAAGAGAACUGACUCUGUUGUGACUCCCCCUAUUUUUGCCUGGGCUUUCUCUUGUCCCUCCCUCAUCCAGUUCUCCUGUGUCUCUGAAGAAUUGAGAAUCUGCAGAACAGUGGGUUUCUCGUCCUCAACUGUCCAUGAAUUCACUGGACUGGACCUAAUCUCAUGGACAGAUAAUAAAUCCCAGCCCUCUCACCCCAUGACCUUGAUAUUCUGAAACCUGCAUGUACCUAGUUAUCAUGGAAAUAUCCAUCACCUCACACAGCGCUGGCAGCCUUCCAUCCUUACCGCUGAUAGGUCCCCAUUCAUUCAUUUCUUUCUAGGGGGAUGCCCGCUCCUUCACUUCAGAGUCUGCUUUGGUUCUACCUUCACCUUUUACAACAAGCCAUCAUCUUUUUUUUUUACUUUUUUUUGGAUUUUUAUUUCUUUUUUUAAUUUGCUUGAUGGUAAAACAUGUGGUACAAGUGGCAAUUUUUGUUGUUCUAGGUUAGAGAUGAAAACAUUUGUAAAAAGGUUAAUUUUAUUAGUCAUAAUUUGGUUUUAUUCCUGAUUCAAGGCUGAUGCUGGAUCAGUUUUAAAGUUUUUUUUUUGUUGCUGGUCUAAUCUGGGAUUUAGCUCACAUGUAAAGUUUUUUUAAGUCCGAUUCAAUCAGCCCUGCUUAAAAGCUGUCAAAAUAAAAUUAAACUGAACUGAAAAUGUAACCUUUUUUUCUUUAACGUCAUAUUGCAAUCUUUAUUAAAGUGCAUACUGCCACCUACUGUAUCAGAGAAGUUGCCUCAUAAUAAGUAUUAGGUUACUUGCAUCCACACAGGCAAAAAGUCUUUACCUUUCAUCAUCUAUAGCAAGGAAAGACUUUUGACAUCCUCAGACUGGAAGUUCCUUUUCAGUGACUUACACUGAGUCCAUAGAAACAGUUCAAUCUUUACAAAACACUUGUGAAAAAAGCCUUAGUUAUUGAUUUCCCACAAUUAAAUCCCAGAGUAAUGUCUGGAGCCAUACAACCUUUCCUUUGUUGACACUGUUUUCAGCUAUUUAGCACCUUCUCUAUUCUGACCUUUAACUGAAGCCUCCAAAAGUCAAAUUUUCAGGCACUCCAAAUGUGUAAAACAGGAUCAGUUCAUGAUUUUUGAGGCUCGCAAAUCAACAGUUUCUUUCUAUUGUGCUUUGUUAUAUUAAGUGCAUUUGUUAUACAGACAAUACAACCAGUUUUUUAUGCUGUCAUGAAUGGUAUUAUUGUAAAUGUAGCUGUGUGUACAUACUCUCUAUACAAUCCCAUAGUUGUGUGGUUUAUAUGUUAUGUAAAGUCAUACAUGGAUACUAAGUGGAUUUCAAGUGAUUGGUAAUUCAACGUUUAAUUAAAGAACAGAUGAAAAUCUUA
Molecule: messenger RNA, 3551 nt
Organism: Melanotaenia boesemani (Boeseman's rainbowfish)
Lineage: Eukaryota; Metazoa; Chordata; Actinopteri; Atheriniformes; Melanotaeniidae
Gene: npnta
Product: nephronectin a
Exons: 14
Coding region: 248-2119 (623 amino acids)
Cellular component (GO): membrane
Molecular function (GO): calcium ion binding
Source: RefSeq, a predicted model, not a curated record